Messenger RNA from Rhododendron vialii, 2169 nucleotides. RefSeq names its product transcription termination factor MTERF8, chloroplastic. The transcript has 2 exons. Bases 93 to 1655 code for a protein of 520 amino acids. Gene Ontology annotation, molecular function: double-stranded DNA binding. Gene Ontology annotation, biological process: regulation of DNA-templated transcription. NCBI's taxonomy places the organism in Eukaryota, Viridiplantae, Streptophyta, Magnoliopsida, Ericales, Ericaceae. The record is from RefSeq and is a predicted model, not a curated record.
AGAUUUGACCUUUCAAGCCAGUUUAUUACAGGCCCGUUUCACUAAAACCAACUUGUGCGCCCCAGGGAAGGGUUUUUUGGGUGUAAUUGGCCAUGACCAUAAACUUCUUAUCACCAUCUUCGUCUUCUACUUCCUGUUCAAUCUCUCGGGUGCUAAAUCCUCCGGCGAUAAUCCUUCUCGGCGUUCCCGCAACUGCUUCUGCUGCUACUUUCCACCACCGUGGAUGUCUAUCUAUCGAAAUAUUUAGCAAAGCAAGAAACAACGAUCGAAACCAGAAAUUGGGCGGAUUGGCCUCAUUACCCCUGCAACAAUCCAAUCGUACACUUGUUCAGUGCAACAGCACAAGCACUGGCGUAUCUCCCGUUAACACCGUCACAUUGAAGGACGUAAAGUUACUCUCACUCUUCCAAGAAAUCGGAAUUCAUGAGAGAGGAACGAAACUACUUUUGGAGAACAAUCCAGAUCUAACAUUCAGACCCGUUAAUACCAUUCGUGAUCGGAUUCAAUCUCUGGAGAAGCUGGGAAUCCAUUGCCACAAACUUGGCCGUCUGAUUUUAAAGCACCCUGAUUUAUUAACAGCAAAAGAAAUUGAUUCAUUUGUGCACUUUGUAACGGUUGAUUUGGAGAGCAAGAUCGAGCCUCUCAAGCUUGAGCACCUUUUCAACACAACAGAUCCCAGAUUCUUUGUGGGUUUUGAGGGAAAUGUUAAGUUGCUUCUUCAUCAUGGUGUUCCCCAAGAAAAGCUUGCUCAUGUACUUAACAAUGUUAACCUUGCCAAGGCUUUGUGUCUCAAGUCAGCUGAAGAACUUGAAAGAACAAUCAUUUUCUUGAACCGCUUUGGCGGUGUGGAUUUUAUUAUUCGACGGCCAGUUAUUCUGAAUUAUGAUCUUGAUGGUCAGCUGAUCCCAAGAUUUACGUAUCUAUAUGAGCUUAGUGAGAAAGACGAGGAUGCCACGGCAAAUGUGUUCCGUAAAGUCCCCGGAGUUUUGACAUACACUGUGGAUCAUUUGAAAGAUCACGUAGAGUUCUUGAGAUCCUUUGCCGGCUUAACUAAUCAAGAAAUAUUCAGGAUUGUUCUAUUGUAUCCGAAUGUGUUUAGCGCUAGUAGGAAGAGGAAGUUGCACCCUAGACUAGAUUUUCUCAAGCAGUGUGGGUUGAAUUCCAGGGAUAUUUUUAAAUUCUUGACAAAAGCUCCCCUUUUUCUCACCCUUUCCUUUGAUAAGAACCUUGCUUAUAAGUUGGUAUUUUUGGUGAAGAUUGGGUAUAAAAACAGAACAAAGGAUUUGGCGAGGGCAAUGGGAGCAAUAACCAGAAUCAGCUGCAAGAAUUUUCAGCAGGUGAUUGGGCUGUAUUUGAACUAUGGACUAACUUGCAAUGACAUUUUGAUCAUGAGUAAGAAGCAUCCCCAGGUACUGCAAUACAAUCAUGAAUCGUUGGAAGAGAAGAUGGAUUACUUGAUCGAGGAUAUGGGUCGUGAAGUUAGAGAGCUAUUGGGUUUUCCUGCAUUUCUUGGGUACAAGCUUGAUACUAGGAUUAAGUUUAGGUAUGAAGAAAGGAAGAAGGUUUCGGGAGAAGGAAUGUCCAUCAGCAAGCUACUAUGUGUAUCAGCUGAGAAGUUUAGAUCGAAGAAGAAGAAGAAGAGUCCACUGUUAUGAUUGACAAUCGGAGUAUAAUGAAGGAUGGAUGAUUGUCUGUCAUGAUUACAUUGGAGUCUUCAACACUUGAUUGAAGCCUUCUCUAACCGAUUCAAAUGCACAAGAAUUGAAUAUCUCAACCUCAGAUGGAGAGGAGACAAAGCAAUAACAGUUUGCUCAAUAUAUUGAAGCAAAUAGAGUUUGGAAGAGUAGGGUGUCUGCAAAGUGAUGGAAGACAGGGUGGUGGAAACUCGACUCUGGUAUUCUCUAUUUUGGCAUGUUGAUAUCAUCUCUGUGGGAAAAACCUAGUUUUUGGGUACCAACCAUCAUUAGGAGGGAGUUAAAACCCUCUUUAACAAGGCUUCCAUAAUUGUUUGGAUUCAUUGGGUCUUUUUGUGCCUUAAUUGGAUCAGAGAAGUAGAAACUUCUGGUGAAAACAAUGGCAUUACUUCCUUGAAUUUGUGUGUCGUACCGAUGCAAUCACGAUAUACAAAAGGUCACCUGCAUUUCCCGGUGAUUCGUUUGUAUGCCUACC